CCCGCGGCCUCCCCGCCUCGGGCUUCGGGGUCCCGACACAGCACAUCUCCCUCGGUGCUGCACGCACUGCCCGAGUCUGCAGCCAGCUCCCCGGGCGGAGGCGGUGCCCGUCCGAGCUGCGCGUGCGCGGCCCAGCUGCCCCGCGGUCCCGGGCGGGUGAUUGGGACGCGGUUGGAGGGAGAUGUAGGGGGGAUGGUGGGUGGGCGCGGAUGGCCGGUAGGGAGGCACCGCGGGGUGGCGAGGUACGGGAAACGGUCUUCGGGUGUGCUAGCUGCCCCAGCAUUGGUACUGUACCCCCACUUUUCAAAGAGAACAUGCAGGGUUAAAAAAAAUGUGUUAGUAUGCCAGUCUUUUUGUGCAGUCUUUUUGAUUGCAGAAGAGACAGGAUACAUUGAAAACGUGUUGACUUGCUUAUCUGUAGCCUACCUUAAGCAUUAGAACUACAAACAAACCCUGAUGCGACCUCUCCAGAUUGUCCCAAGUCGGUUGAUUUCCCAGCUGUAUUGUGGCCUGAAGCCUUCAGCCUCCACACGAAACCGGAUUUGCCUGAAAAUGGCUCGGCCAAGUUCAAGUAUGGCAGAUUUUCGGAAGUGUUUUGCAAAAUCAAAGCACAUAGUCAUCAUCUCAGGGGCUGGUGUUAGUGCAGAAAGUGGCGUUCCGACUUUCAGAGGAGCUGGAGGUUAUUGGAGAAAAUGGCAAGCCCAGGAUCUGGCGACUCCCCUGGCCUUUGCCCACAACCCAUCCCGGGUGUGGGAGUUCUACCACUACCGGCGAGAGGUCAUGGUGAGCAAGGAGCCCAAUGCCGGACACCGUGCCAUAGCAGAGUGCGAGGCCCGGCUGGGCAAGCAGGGCCGGCGAGUCGUGGUCAUCACCCAGAACAUCGAUGAACUGCACCGCAAGGCUGGCACCAAAAACCUUCUGGAGCUCCAUGGUAGCUUAUUUAAAACUCGAUGUACCUCUUGUGGAGUUGUGGCUGAGAAUUACAGAAGUCCAAUUUGUCCAGCUUUAUCAGGAAAAGGUGCUCCAGAACCUGGAACUCAAGAUGCCAGCAUCCCAGUUGAGAAACUUCCUCGGUGUGAAGAGGCAGGCUGCGGGGGCUUGCUGCGACCUCACGUCGUGUGGUUCGGAGAAAACCUGGAUCCUGCCAUUCUGGAGGAGGUUGACAGAGAGCUCGCUCACUGUGACUUAUGUCUAGUGGUGGGCACUUCCUCUGUGGUGUACCCAGCAGCCAUGUUUGCCCCCCAGGUGGCUGCGAGGGGUGUGCCAGUGGCUGAAUUUAACACGGAGACCACCCCAGCUACGAACAGAUUCAGGUUUCAUUUCCAGGGACCCUGUGGAACGACUCUUCCUGAAGCCCUUGCCCCUCAUGAAAAUGAAACUGUUUCUUAAGUAUCCUGGGCAAGAAGGAAAUUAUAUCUAAGAACUAGGCCACACGCAGAGAAGAAAUGGUCUUAUGGGUGGUGAGCUGAAUAUUGAACAAUCUAAAAAUAUCCUCUUAUUCCCUAGCUGGAAUCCAACCUGUUGAUAAGUGAUGGGGGUUUGGAAGUAGCAAGAGCACCCACAUUCAGAAGUUACAGGACUGUAAAGUUAAUGCAUAUUAUUUGGUUUGAACUGAAAAGUAAGAUAUCUUUGAUGUGUGUGGUUGAUUAUUGAGAGGGAAAAAUUUAGUAAAUUAGAUUGUCUUAAAAAAUACCGUUAUCCUGGUUAUAUUUUUGUUAUUUAGGCAAGGUGUAGAAGUCGAGGGGUAAAAACCUUUUAAUUGUAAUUUUUGCAUGAGUUUCAGUAGAAAAUGAAAUCACUCUCUAUAGUAGGUAA
This is a messenger RNA of Saimiri boliviensis boliviensis (Bolivian squirrel monkey), 1815 nucleotides long. It is a transcript of the gene SIRT5, whose product is annotated as sirtuin 5. The record is from RefSeq and is a predicted model, not a curated record. Gene Ontology annotation, cellular component: nucleus. Gene Ontology annotation, molecular function: protein-malonyllysine demalonylase activity; NAD+ binding; protein-succinyllysine desuccinylase activity. Lineage: Eukaryota; Metazoa; Chordata; Mammalia; Primates; Cebidae.